Messenger RNA from Parascedosporium putredinis, 2460 nucleotides. The record is from the annotation of a GenBank genome assembly. Lineage: Eukaryota; Fungi; Ascomycota; Sordariomycetes; Microascales; Microascaceae.
AUGGACUUUGAGGAUGAUGCCCCGCCGGAUCUGGUUGAGGUGACAAAUGCUGAUGAGCAUGAGGCCGAAGUGACGCCUCCAUUCAAAGUUCCCAUCACCAUCGUGACAGGAUAUCUGGGUGCUGGCAAGACAACCUUACUCAAUUAUAUUCUCACAGCCAACCACGGCAAGAAGAUUGCCGUAAUUAUGAAUGAAUUUGGCGAUUCGCUGGAUAUCGAGAAGUCUCUAACCGUCAACAAUGGAGGGGAGCAAGUGGAAGAAUGGCUCGAGGUGGGAAACGGCUGUAUUUGUUGCUCAGUCAAGGACUCCGGGGUCAAUGCUAUCGAGUCCCUCAUGGAAAAGAAGGGCGCCUUCGAUUACAUCCUUUUAGAAACUACCGGCCUUGCAGAUCCUGGAAACCUUGCUCCGUUAUUCUGGGUCGAUGACGGCCUCGGGAGUACCAUAUACCUUGACGGAAUCGUUACUCUUGUUGAUGCCAAAAAUCUCAUUCGCAACCUAGAAGAUCCGCAUGGCCAAAUACUAAACGAAGCGCAUGAGGAUACACAUGGGCCCCUCCUAACGACGGCUCAUGUGCAGCUAUCCCACGCAGACGUCAUCGUCAUCAACAAAGCGGAUCUAGUAACUAAGGACGAGCUUGAACGAGUAAAAGAUCGAAUCCAGUCGAUUAAUGGUCUUGCAAAGGUGCACAUCACCGAGCGAGGAGUCGUCCCGGAGCUUCAAGGGUUUCUCCUCGAUCUCCACGCUUAUGAUCGUGUUUCAGAUCAAGACCUCCGCGAUAAAGGCCACAGUCAUCUAGACCCGACUAUAUCAACACUUACCAUCCCGGUACCUGUGCUGUCAACAGACCAACUCGAUAAGCUGGAUCUGUGGUUACGGUCCGUACUCUGGGACUCUGAGCUUCCCGGCUUCCCAUCAGCCCCCGUUCGAGACGCACAGUUUAGCAAGGCCCUGAACGGAUAUUCCCGUCCAAAGCCUUCCCUUCUUGACGACAUCCACGACUAUCAUAUCAAUUGCUUGAGGAUCGCAACCACGCAUUUCCGUACGAAGUGCCCCAAUCCACGAUACGAACCCUUUCACAACACUCUAAUCUCCGCGACAACACCAUCCCCGACAAACAUCGAGAUACAACGGCUGCCGAAAUCGGAAUCAAUGAUGAAUCGACAAGGAGCGGUACCGCAGACGAUGCGCGGUAUCCCUGCUGGAUUUGGGGGACAACAACAACCUCAACAAUCGGGACGAUCAGUAUCAAAUCGGAUACCAAACGGCGCGAAACUAGGGAGCAACGGCUCUAGCUGGUCAGCGUUUGGGGGUGGUGUCUCGAUGGGUGGUGCUGGACUUCAAAAUGCCCCUCGUCAAGUGGGUGCUGGAAACUUGAGCUUUGCCCAGAGCUUAAGCGGCUCGCAACCUGCGACCCCCUUGGACCUUUCCGAGUUCCCUUCUUUAUCCAAUACCGCACAAGCGGCAAACUCAAGUCAAGGGGGCAUGUGGUCAGCUGGUGGCAGCAUUGGCACUCGGGGUGCACAACAAGAAGACAUGUUUACUGGCGCUGCCGGACCGGAGAGGGGCGCCUCUCUGAUGUCCGCCCUAGGAUUCGGCGCCCAAACAACCUCUGCCGCUGCCUCGGGCCAAACUAACAGAGCUGAGAAUGGCCUGCUGAGUGCGCUAUCCGCAAACCGUGGUGCCUCAGAAGCUCGGUCUGUCAAUAGUGGCUCAAGAUCUCAAGAAUCCAGGGAUAGCGGUGCCACCGGAAGCGAGAGUCGUCAGAAGUCGGGGACCCUCCGAGAUGGAAGCUUAACGGCGGGAGAGGAAUCACCGCAAGCUUCAGACGCGCGAAAACCUCUAGGGGCCAUUGGUAACACUUCCACUUCAACAGAAGGCAAAGAACAUGAAGAAUCCCCCACGCCAGAAGUGCAAGAUCCUUUAGCGGGCAUGGCACCAGAGGAUAAAUGGGGUCUCAAAGGCCUUCGAACGUUGAUGAACAACUACCCGGAUUAUAAUGCCAUGGUGCUUGGAAUUGAUCCUAACUCCCUUGGUCUUGACCUUGCAUCAUCCGAGCCCAUCUCCACACAAAUCUAUUCAUUAUUCGACGACCAACCACCACGACCGGCAAUUCCCCAUUUCAGGUUGCCGGAAUGCUACAACGUAAACAACGUUCAGCCGAUUGAAACCAAAAUUUCGAGUUUCAACGAGGAUACGCUCUUCUUCAUCUUCUAUGCAAAUGCCGGCGAUGUGACGCAGCACCUCGCGGCCCAGGAACUGCAUCAAAGGAGCUGGAGAUGGCACAAGAAGCUCCAGAUCUGGUUAACCAAAGAUGAACACAUGAUGCCUCAGCAAGUAAGCCCAACGGCGGAGAGGGGCUUCUAUAUUAUCUGGGACCCCAUCCGGUUCCAGCGAGAUAGGAGAGAAUUCACCCUUCACUACGGCGAUCUGGACACGACGCUGGGCGCUGGAGCCCAAUAA